AUGGGUGAUACGAAUGGACGAGUAGUAGCUGGUGGCAAUGCCACAGGAAAUCGAUUAGAUCAACUGAAUGGUCCAAUCGAUGUGUUGAUUGACAAAGAGACGAAUAGUCUCAUUAUUUGUGAUUCGAGGAAUCGACGAGUAGUACGAUGGUCUCGUCGUAGUGGUACAACUCAAGGAGAAAUCUUCAUCGACAACAUCAGUUGUUGGGGAUUGGCCAUGGAUGAUCAGAGAUAUCUCUACAUCUCUGACACCGACAAACAUGAAGUAAGACGAUAUCAAAUAGAAGACAAGAAUGGAACUAUCGUGGCUGGUGGCAAUGGCAAAGGUGCUGGUCUCAAUCAACUCAACAUUCCGACCUACAUCUUUAUCGAUCAACAACAGACUGUCUACGUGUCAGACAGAGGCAAUCAUCAUGUAAUGAAAUGGAAUAAAGGUGAAAAAGAAGGAAUUGUCGCCGCUGGAGGUCAAGGCGAUGGGAAUGCUCUGACGCAAUUGUCGUCUCCUACAGGACUGUUCGUCGAUACAUUGGGUACUAUUUAUGUGGCAGAUUUUGGGAAUCAUCGAGUAAUGCGUUGGCCUAAAGGAGCAAAACAGGGUACUGUUAUUGUGGGUGGAAAUGGUAAAGGAGAAGGAGCAAAUCAGCUCUACGAUCCCAUUGGUUUGUCCUUCGAUACACAUAACAAUCUCUAUGUCGUCGAUUGUAACAAUUCUCGUGUUCAACGAUUUUCAAUUGAAUAA
Messenger RNA from Rotaria sordida, 738 nucleotides. The record is from the annotation of a GenBank genome assembly. NCBI's taxonomy places the organism in Eukaryota, Metazoa, Rotifera, Eurotatoria, Philodinida, Philodinidae.